GUAUAUGUUGCGCAGUCCGUCGCCAAUGGUAACUAAGGGAAUCAAACAGCGACUGCCAUAGCUGCGAAUGGCACUGAUGGAAUAAUUCGUCAUUUCAUAAUAUCAGAGUGAACGGCUUAUUUUGAAAUAUACUUAUAUAAAAAAUCAGUAGUUAAGGUGAAAAGAAGUGUACAAGAUGUCAAUUGCAGUUGCCCAAGCUCGCCAUAUAUUUGGCCUGAAGACAGGGGUAACUGGAAAUGUUGCCUAUCAGGAUGAGCAAACUAUUAUUUACCCAUCUGGCUCCAACUGUGUACUGUAUAACAUUGAUCAAAAGGCUCAAAAAUUCAUCCCUGGAUCUGAAAAAAGUACUGGGAUGACUGCCAUGGCAGUUAGCCCCAACAGAAAAUAUGUGGCAAUUGCUGAAAAAGGAGAAAAAGCUACCAUCACAAUAUAUGACUUGCAUUCACAGAGAAGAAGGAAAGUACUUAGCUCACCUGAGGUGCAGUCUGGAGAGUAUGUCAGUCUUGCAUUUUCUCCAGAUUCUAAAUACCUUGUUGCCCAAGGAGGAAAGCCUGAUUGGACACUACUGUAUUGGACCUGGGAUAAAUCUAAAGUUAUGGCUAGUAUCAAGACAUCUGUAGCACAGGGAAAAGAAAUCCCACCUCCAGUCUAUCAGGUUACUUUCAAUCCACAAGACAACACCCAGCUAUGUGUUGUAGGUAACCAGAUCUUCAAAUUGUAUCGCUACAGUGAGGGUAGCCUAAAACCAUUUGCCUUUCAAAAAAUGGAACCACAGAACAACUUAUGCCAAGCUUGGGUAUCUGAUGAAAGAGUGGUAGUUGGGACAGACAAUGGGAGGCUUUUGUUGUUUGAAGCAGGAGAACUGAAAAACGAGUUCCAUGUGGAGAAGUCACAAAAAGGAGACAAAGAAAAGAUGGACAGCAUCAGUGAAGGUGAGGCAACUCAGCCUUCAGGACCACCAGAGAUUACUGCUAUUGUAGCAUACUCUAAGGGAUUUGCAUGCUCAGUUGGUCCUGGCACUGUCUUCCUGUAUGAGAAAACUGAUGACAAAGAGUAUUUCAAGAAAGCCAGAGAAAUAAAGAUACCUGCUGAUAGCAACAGUGCUGAUCCCAGUAAAUCAGAGAACCAAGUGAUAACCAGCUUGACUGUUAGCCCAUCAGAGGAAACAUUGGUAGCUAGCACUGACAGCAGCCAGCUCUAUAGCAUGACCCUCUCCAGCGCUGACCUGGGAAAGGAUGGCCAAGCUUACUUUGAGUACCUGUGCCAGGCAUUUCAUCAAGGUCAGAUCACAGGCUUGGAUGUGUGUAUAAGGAAGGCCUUGGUUGCAACAUGUGGAGUGGACAGAUCUGUCCGGAUUUGGAAUUUUGAGAACUGUAACCUUGAGCUGUAUAAAGAGUUUGCUGAGGAGGCGUACUCAAUAGCUUUACACCCUUCAGGCUUGUAUGUGCUGGUUGGCUUCAGUGACAAGCUGAGGCUUAUGAAUCUGUUGAUUGAUGACAUCAGAGUCUUCAAGGAGUUUACUAUUAGAGGAUGCAGAGAGUGUGCCUUCAGCAAUGGUGGCCAUCUGUUUGCUGCUGUGACCAGUAACUUGAUCUACAUUUACUCCACUGCAACAUUUGAGAACCUGCUGCAGCUCAAGGGGCACAAUGGUAAAAUUCGCUCAGUGAUCUGGACUGCUGAUGACAACAAGCUCAUCUCUUGUGGGAUGGAUGGCGCUGUGUAUGAAUGGGAUACAUUUACAGGGAAACGUGUGGGAGAGAAUGUCCUCAAGUCCUGUAGCUAUAGUAGUGUAGCAGUCACUCCAGAUGGCAAAACUACUCUGGCAGUUGGAACUGAUCACACACUAAAGGAAAUUUCAGAUUCUUCGAUACUAAGAGAAGUACCAGCUGAGGACACCACCCUGAACACUGUUGGCAUGUCCCACUCUGGCCGUAUGUUGUUUGCUGGGACCAACACUGGAACGCUACGGUCCUACAAGUUUCCACUCACUGCUGAUGGAGAGUGGCAGGAAUACCAGGGCCACUCUUCUGCAAUAACUAAGAUGAAAAUAACAUAUGAUGACACAACCUUGGUGACUGUCUCAGAAGAUGCAUCCAUUAUGCUGUGGAAGAUUCAAGAUAAAGAAGGCAGAGGGGCAAGGAGAGAUAAGGAAGUGGGAUGGGCUGAGGAAAUUCUUAUUACAAAGAGUGAUUUAGAAGAAAAGAACACCAUGAUGGCUGAGCUUAAAACCAGAGUUGAUGAACUCAAAACAGAAAAUGAAUACCAACUGAGGAUGAAAGAUAUGAAUUACAAUGAAAAGAUAAAAGAGCUGACUGAAAAAUUUAUACAAGAAAUGGAGUCCUUGAAAACAAAGAAUCAGGUGUUGAAAACUGAUAAAGAUAAGGAAGAAGCCAAGCAUGAAGAGGAGGUACAGGAGGCACUGGAGAAGCAUGCUAAGGAAAUGCAAGACAUGGAGAGUGCAAACAACCAGAAAUUGAUGCUUGAAUAUGAAAAGUAUCAGGACCUGUUGGCAAAGAGUCAGAAAAUGCAAGAAGAUUAUGACCGUCAGCUGCAGGAGAUGGAAGAUAGCAAAGAACGUGCCCUAGAGGAACUGACAGAGUAUUAUGAAACAGAACUACAGAAGAAAACUACUCAGUUGGAAGAGGCACAUGAUCAAGCAAGAAAUGCACAAAAAGAGUAUGAAGAAACCAAAAGGCAGAUUGAAGAAGAUGCAGAUAGGGAAAUUCUGGACAUCAAGAACAGAUAUGAAAGGCUGCUUAGAGAUGAAAAGGAAUCUAACCUUAGACUUAAGGGAGAAAGUGGAAUCAUGAAGAAGAAGUUCACAAGUCUUCAGAAAGAGAUAGAAGAUCACAAGGAAGAGAUAAAAAAGAACCACACUGACAAGGAGAAGUUGUCUGGUGUUAUUUCAAAUCUUGAGAAGGACAAGACUGGUCUUAAAAAAGAAAUAGCAGAGAGAGAUGAAACCAUUCAAGAUAAGGAAAAGAGAAUUUAUGAUCUGAAGAAGAAAAACCAAGAACUGGAAAAAUUCAAAUUUGUGCUGGACUACAAAAUUAAAGAAUUGAAGAAACAGAUUGAACCCAGAGAGAAAGACAUCAAAGACAUGAAGGAGCAAAUACAAGAGAUGGAAAGUGAACUGGAGAGGUUCCACAAACAGAAUACACAAUUGGAGUUGAAUAUCACAGAACUGAGACAGAAACUGAAGGCAACAGACAAGGAAAUGCACCAAGAAAGGCAGAAGGUGCGUGACCGUGAGGCAAUGAUCAAGAGGUUUAAGACUGAUCUGCACAACUGUGUUGGGUACAUCCAGGAUCCGAAGAUGUUGAAAGACAGCAUCAAAGCUCUCUACAAGAAACAUGUACAAGAAGACAUAACUGAAUCUGCAAGUGUGGAUGCAGAUAUUCAGAAAGAAUAUGCACGUCAGCGUGAACAUCUGGAGAGAUCCGUGGCUUCCCUGAGAAAGAAGCUUGCCAAGGAUACAGAAAUCCACAGAGCUGAUAAUGUCAGAAUCAUGCAGGAAAAUGUCUCUCUCAUCAAAGAAAUCAAUGACCUGAGGAAAGAACUAAAGAUUGCCAGAACACAGGUCCAUGACUUAGAGGCUGCUCUUGGUCUGCACAGGAAGAAUGCUGCUGCUGAAGCUACAGCCACAUUGCAAGCUGUAGCUUCACAGAACAAAAAUGCCAUGUUAGAGAAGGACUUAGAGGAGUCUAAGAGAAUAGUAGACAUGCAAAAGAAUGAAAUUAAGAGACUACGCCUGAGCAUUUAUGAAUUGGAAAAUGUGGCUAGACCACCUUCUGGUGGUAAACUUCCUCCUGUGAUUGUGCAGUGAGGAAGUGAAGUUCAAUUGAUUUUAUGCGAAAGACAAUAAAUUUACUUCCCAUUUUUCGUAUUCCUUUGAACAUCGUAUAUAGAAUGACCACUGGUUUCACAUGGACUUCUCUUAAAAUUUGAGAACCAGUUGUAUGUAAUUGAAAGUGGAAAUCGUUUAUGGACAAGAUUUAACUGGAACCAACAUUUGUAUAUAUUUGUGCAUAUUUCUGUAGAUAUAACUUUCAGGCAAGUUAACAUUGUCUUAUGGGGAGCUGCAGGCAACAGAUAUUUGUCAUGUGAUAUGUUAUUUGAUAAUUCAUAUUAAAAUGUUCUUUCAAGUGUACAUCAGUUUAUUCUCUUUAUUGAAAUUUGCCA
This is a messenger RNA of Lingula anatina, 4182 nucleotides long. RefSeq names its product cilia- and flagella-associated protein 57. Gene Ontology annotation, molecular function: protein binding. The record is from RefSeq and is a predicted model, not a curated record. Lineage: Eukaryota; Metazoa; Brachiopoda; Lingulata; Lingulida; Lingulidae.